UGCCAGUGCUGCUUGGCACUGGUCGCGAUCUACCCUGAGUGAGCACUUCCAGUGGGCGCAGAUUCAUCUUCCUGUUGUCUUUUCGCGCCUGUUUACGCACCAGCAAUCGCACUCCCGCUCGAUCGCCUUAAUUCUUCUUUGCAGGCAAUCACGCGACCUCUGCAAUACUCGACUGACGUACUAAUACAACAUCAAAUCGUCGCAACUGCCAACUAUCGCAACUGGUCAGGAUGAAGAGUCUUCGGAGCAAAGCGUCGCACUUCUUCAGAGAUAGGCCAAGUCGUGAUGAGAAGACCGCUAUCGCCGACAGUUCGGACAUCGACUUUGACGCCGGGAUUCAGGACGUGGGUAUGCGGAAAAAGCCAUCGCGAUUCUUUGGACGCAAGAACGACAAGCUGAACAAGCCUCUGCCUACUCUGCCUUCCAACUCCAACUCGUCCACGCCACUUGUCCCAGUCGCUACGUGUGUCACCCUAAGACAGCAAGGCGAUAGCUUCGAGAACCUACUCGACUACGAGGAUCUGGAAGAAGAAGAGUAUCAAACAAGCUCACCGGCACUUCCGCCAGCUUCGCGCAGCCUCUCCGGCACUCCAGAGCACAAACACAUUCGCGGUGGAGAGCCGCUCAAGUCAAAGUCGCGCCCCAACUUCGUACUGCUUAGAGAAAAAGGUUCUUGUCUCUUUGGCGGCAGCAAGAACAACGACUCCACGCAGUCACCAACGCCUCCGCCCGUUCCACAGAUACCUACUAGCGUCCCUUUCCCCAAGGCACGCCGUCCUGUCCUCACACCACUGUCUACAGCUCGUGGAUCGCGUGGAUCUCUCGUCAAGAUUCAAAACCGCAGCGUCUCCAUCUCCCGCCCUCAGCUCAUGGCCCAGCUCUGCAGUCCACCCAUCCCAGAAGACCACGCCACGGUACCCUUCGAAAAGCGUCCCGGCCCACCACCUCCCCGUCCUCCUCGUCCUGACAGUCUCGACGAGAAGACUCUAGCCUUCAUGCGCGAAAGCGGUACACGUAUGAACCUCCCCUCCAGUAACCGCGGUAGCACCAGUACGGCGACGGCCUCGACACCCCGCAGCCAGGCCAGUUCCAUCGAAGCACGUCUCGGGUUCCCCUCUGGUCACGGCACUCCUCGUACUUGCUCUAUUGAGCCCCCUCUCGCAGCACGCUUUACGCUAGAUCCUAACCAGGCCCUUCCUGUCCGUGACAGCAGUGGCGAUCUGGUGUUAAGUCGCUUUAGCGAGUUUGUUCGGUAUCAGCGACAGCGUAGUCAUGCAGUCGAUGGUGUUGAUGCAGAGGAUAGGGAGAUUGGUCCUAUUGAGCUGUGGGAUCCUAGUAAAGAGGGUGAUUGGACGCUGGAGAAGCAGAUUAGUCAGGGUAGGGAUGGGAGGCCGGGUGGUAUGCUGUUUCGUGAUAGGUGGGGUGGAUUCCACUUUGUGGCUGAUAUCUAGGCUCUGCACGGCUAUCAGUGUGAUGCAUGUCGUUGUUUCGAUGUUGAAAGCACUUGAUUCGGUACGUGUAAGGCUCAGGAAUCGAGGAAGAUGAUGGGGAAGCUCGUCAUAGAUGCAGGGUUGACACCUUUGCACGGAGGAGACAGCAAACUGGGAAUACAAAGAGAGAGAAUGCAGGCAAGUAUAAGAAAGAUUCGAAAGUCCAAUCGAGAAAUCAGAGGUGAUUUCAAAGGUUAGCACAAUAGUUAUUUGACCGUGGGGUUGAGUCUUUGAUGGUUGACGAAUGGGGCUUAGUGUUUAGUGAGGUGAAGUCGCUCCAGAUGUCAGUGCACGAGCUUUUACUUAUUAGGCGACGACGACUACGUAGGUAGAUUCGAAAAGAAAGCAUCCAUACC
Messenger RNA from Alternaria rosae, 1846 nucleotides. RefSeq lists its product as uncharacterized. The record is from RefSeq and is a predicted model, not a curated record. The transcript has 4 exons. Bases 231 to 1451 code for a protein of 406 amino acids. Lineage: Eukaryota; Fungi; Ascomycota; Dothideomycetes; Pleosporales; Pleosporaceae.